Molecule: messenger RNA, 1095 nt
Organism: Apiotrichum porosum
Lineage: Eukaryota; Fungi; Basidiomycota; Tremellomycetes; Trichosporonales; Trichosporonaceae
Exons: 5
Coding region: 1-1095 (364 amino acids)
Source: RefSeq, a predicted model, not a curated record
AUGAGCUUCCAGGACAGGAGCGCACAGAGCGUCCAGAGCCUCCUCGCCCUCCUCCGUGAGACGCAGGAGGGCACAGACGACGACAUUCCACCCACCACCACCUCGGGGCCGACGAGGGCAGCGACGGGCGGACCUUCCACUGGAGCAACAUUUGGCCGCCGACCCAGUUCGUCAGCGGCAACAUCCCAGCCGCAGCCGCGUGUAUCGAGCGGCACAGGUGGAGCCGGCGCUCAAGGAGGUGGUGGACCGGUGCCGUCGUCAAGCAUGCUUUCCUCACUGCUUGCCCAGUUGAGCGAUCACCCAGGCGUCCCCACGCCUCCAACGACCUCCACCGCCGCUGCCCAAAAUCAGCCCCGCCCCUCGCGGCCCGGCGCUAGCUCAGCGUUUGACGGUCGCCGCGGGCAUGUUGACCUCUUCGGCCCUGUAGGUCAGACACCUGGUCCGUCAAAGGCAUGGGAACCCGCCGGCGUGCGCCGUGUGUCUGGUGAUGGGAUGGUGACGAGCGGCGCGGCGAGUGUCCGCGAUCAGCGGCCUGGUCCGACGUCGGCUUUGGGCAACGCAGAAGCUGAGGCCAUGGUCGCGGUAUCGGCGACAGCAGUGGAUAAGGGCAAACGCAAAGCCGACGAGCUGGACGAUAACAAGGCUACAUGGAGCUUUACGCGCUGCCUGCCCGUCAUCACUGAUUUGCUGCGAGACGACGACUUUGUCCGCGAGCUCAGGAAGAUGAAGUCCGACCAGGAUGCACUGGAACGCCGCCUGUGGGCGCGCAUGGAGAAGAUCAAGGCUGAUCACGGACGCAAGACCGCGCCUGAGCGCGAGAUCGCCAAGAUCACACGCAAGACAGUACCAGCCGACAAGCAGGCUCAAUGGGCUCGAGAACUCAAGAAAGAGCUCGACACCUUCUUCCGCACCCACGUUCUCCCCACUCAGGAUGGACUGAUAGCUCGCCAACGUGCGAGGCUGGUAGAGCUCGACGUCCCCGGACUGGGAGACGACAACGACGCUUCAGCACUCGACAGGGAGGCAAGGACGAGGGAGAAGGGCCGCGUGAAACGUAUAAUGGACGUGUUGGACGGAGCGAUCGCCGACGCGUGA